AUGGAUGCUCUUAAAAAUUGCAGUAGGAUGAGCCACAAGAACAUCGAAAAAAAUAAAUCGGACACGCUUAGACUGAAGAAAAAAAACUGCGUCCUUAUAACCAGCUUUAUUUUUUACAUUUUUUUUUUAUCCACCGUAAAUAGUUUUGAUAAGUAUUUGCACCUAAGAACGUCACGCUUCAUUUUGACCUAUUCCAACUUCCUGUACUUGGUAUCUUUCUUCUCGUUAAACAACCAGGUCGAAUUGCUCAUAGGACCGCAGAAUGGCAUUCUCCCUGUAAACAAUUUUCUCAGGGAGGUUAGGAAAAAACUCCGAAGCAUCGACUUUUUCCUCGUGCACUAUAUGGUCCGCUGUGUGUACCAGUUCUGGAAGUUCGUGAUCAGGCGGCGGAUAAGGGUGAAGACAUUUUGCAAAGUCGGGGUGUUCCUAUCGAUUGCCAACUUUUUAAUUCAAGACAAUGUCCAAAAUGAUUUCGUCAGGAUAACCUUUUCUUCUUUUUUUUUUGUGUCCUUAUUCAUUUUGCACAUGUGCUUCAAAAUUGGGAUGCGGGAUUUUAUGGUUUUCCAAUGCGAUUUGCUUAUGAACGAAUUGGGUUUUCUCCUAAUAUUUCUAUGCUUAUCCGAUAGCCACCAUUUGAGGAACUCCAACACGUUGGUGAUAUGUGCCCUGCGACUAGUGGCGUUUAAAAUUUUGUUCGGCUCAGCCGUGCACAAGCUUGUUAACAACAGCCCCCAGUGGCUGAACCUGGAGGCCUGCCAAAAUUUAUUUAUUUGUCAACCAGCCCCCUCGAUACUUUCGCAUAUCGCCAAUUGCACAUUUAACAAAAGGAUAAUUUGUUUUCUUGUCUUAACAUCAGAGCUUCUACUCUCCUGGUUCAUAUUUUGUUCCUCAAAUUUGAGGCUGAUUUUUUUUACUAUCUUUGUGACAAUUCACAUAACGUGCUAUAUCAUCUGCAAUUAUAUAUUUUUUUCGUACUUGUGUCUAAUUUUAUUUUUGUCCUGCCUUGACGAUUCGAUUUUAAAUUUUUUUUUCCAUCCGAGGGAGAUCCCCGUCCUGCACGAAAACGGAGUGCCCAUCAACACUGUGACCUUCUUGCUCAUCGGUUGCAUAAACCUCAUCAUUCUUCUCUUCUAUGCAUUAAUCGUCCUUAUAAAUCUGGUUCCCUUCGUCGAACAAUGGAACCUUGACGAUUUAAAAUGCUUUCACCUUUGCUACCACCUUUUUUAUGAACUGUGCCCUCUUAACAUUUGCAAUUCGUAUGCCAUGCUAACAUGCACACAUACACACAGAAAAGAAAUAAUUAUAGAGGAACUGCACAAAAUUGGAAAGAAGUACCAAUGGAAGUCCUUCAACUUUUGUUAUAAGGCCGGCGACUUGAAUGAAAUAGGCCCCAUCCUGUGGUGGGGACACGUUCCCAGGCUGGAGUGGAAGUUUUAUUUUUUCGCUGACCAUAUCAGAAAUGAGAAAUAUGAGGAGGGAAGAUACCCAGUUUAUGUUUGCUCCUUUUUGAAGAAGCUGUGCAGCCGGGAGGGGCAAUUGGUGUCCUUCUUCCAGGGAGAGCAAAUGAGACGAGUGCCUUACUUACUCAGGUUGACAUCUUACGACUACAAAAUGUCCAUGGCAGAGAGGAAGGAACAUGGAGAACCCACGGUGCACUCCAAUUUGGAGAUUCCUUCCGAAAAAUCCAAGCAAAAGGAACCCAAAUGGGAAUUCGGGAAGUACUGGCUGCGGAGAAAAGUUCGGGUUAUCAAGACGUUGAGGCACCGGGGGGAGUUAAGAAACUGA
Plasmodium knowlesi strain H is the source of this 1785-nucleotide messenger RNA. Its product is annotated as lipase maturation factor, putative. Gene Ontology annotation, biological process: protein maturation. Lineage: Eukaryota; Apicomplexa; Aconoidasida; Haemosporida; Plasmodiidae. The record is from RefSeq and is a predicted model, not a curated record. Gene Ontology annotation, cellular component: endoplasmic reticulum membrane. The transcript is spliced from 16 exons. The coding region runs from base 1 to 1785 and encodes 594 amino acids.